Molecule: messenger RNA, 744 nt
Organism: Dioscorea cayenensis subsp. rotundata (Guinea yam)
Lineage: Eukaryota; Viridiplantae; Streptophyta; Magnoliopsida; Dioscoreales; Dioscoreaceae
Exons: 3
Coding region: 1-744 (247 amino acids)
Source: RefSeq, a predicted model, not a curated record
AUGCAAGCAACUCAUAUUUGUGGUGGAGGAAUUGGUACUACAGCACAUCCAAAAGCAAGCAAAAAGUGGAUUUGUGAAAGUGUCAUAUAUAAAUUAAAAGAAACACCAUUAUACAGAGCUGUUGACAUACAGAAAGACAUAUUGCGUGACCACGAUGUUCGUCUUCCAUACAAGCGUGCUUGGAUGGGGAAAGAGGUUGCGAGGUCGGUGAUUCAUGGUAGUGUGGUUAGUAGCUAUGAUUUGCUUCUGUGGGCAUUACUUUUUAUUGAUAGAACCCAUUUGUUGGCCAAGUAUGGUGGGAUUCUGCUAGGGGCAACAACGAAAGAUAGCAAUGAUGGCCUAUUCCAUGUAGCAUUUGCUAUCGUCGACAACGAAACUGAUGAGAACUGGACUUGGUUUCUCGCUACUCUUGGGGAGGCCUUGUACGGUGAAGAUACCUACGAUAAAAUUAUAACAUUCAUAUCAAAUCGAUCAAAGGGCCUGGUCAAUGCCAUCACGCAAGUCUUCCCCUCAUCACCACAUGGUUAUUGCCUACGUCAUUUGGAGACGAACUUCAUGAAGACCAACUCUAGCCUCGGAAAAUCUUUGCGAAUGCAGUGCUGGGCAAUAGUCGUAAAAAUUAUGUACGCAUACACUUUGAAAGAGUUCGAUGAUGCAGUUCGUGAACUUGCAUUACCUUAUACAAUUUUGUCAACAUCAUCGGCCACAGCAUUGUCAGACUCCUACGCAGUUACAGCUGGAUAA